This is a messenger RNA of Microthlaspi erraticum, 1401 nucleotides long. Lineage: Eukaryota; Viridiplantae; Streptophyta; Magnoliopsida; Brassicales; Brassicaceae. The record is from the annotation of a GenBank genome assembly.
AUGAUCAGCGCAGUACUCCGCCGAUCUUUCCUCGGUGCGUCAAGGCGGACUCAGACUCUCUCCGCCUCUCUGACCUCCAUUAACGCCGCUCUGUUUCACAGUCUUACUCCAUCCGCAGCCACCACCGCGACUACAGUCUCCGAUCUAGCCGCAAAUCUCAAUCCUCCUCAGACUUCAAGCCCAUUUGGUCUCACGAUUACGCCGCCUCGUACGAGACUAGCGACGGAGGAGACUCGGAGAGUGUCGGUGGCAGCAGCGGCGGUGAUGGGCUCGCGAUAUGAGCUCGGGAUAUCUCCGGAGAUUGUCAAAGCUUUGAGUGGUAGAGGAAUCGAUAAACUCUUUCCUAUUCAGAAAGCUGUGCUUGAGCCGGCGAUGCAAGGCCAUGACAUGAUCGGACGUGCAAGGACUGGAACUGGAAAGACGCUUGCUUUUGGGAUUCCAAUCAUUGACAAAUCAUCAAAUUCAACGCUAAACAUGGCUCCGACGAGAGAGCUUGCUCGUCAGGUUGAGAAGGAGUUUAGAGAGUCUGCUCCAAGCUUGGAUACGAUUUGUCUCUAUGGAGGUACACCGAUCGGGCAGCAAAUGAGGGAGCUUGGAUACGGUAUCGAUGUUGCUGUAGGCACUCCAGGUCGUAUCAUUGAUCUGAUGAAAAGAGGAGCUCUGAAUCUAUCAGAGGUUCAGUUUAUGGUUCUUGAUGAAGCUGAUCAGAUGCUUCAAGUUGGAUUCGCCGAGGAUGUCGAAAUCAUAUUGCAGAAGUUGCCUGAGAAACGUCAGAGCAUGAUGUUUUCGCUACAAUGCCGAGUUGGAGAUUCUGAUCAGAAACUCGCAGAUGGGAUUACAAUGUAUUCAAUCUCUGCAGAGUCUUAUGGAAAAGCAGGCAUUAUUGGUCCUCUUGUAGCGGUGAUUCAUUAUGAGCUUCCUAACAACACUGAGACGUUUGUUCACCGAACGGGGCGAACAGGACGUGCUGGAAAGAAAGAAAAUGCGAUUCUCAUCCACGGUCCAGAGCAAUCCAGGGCUGUUAAAAUGAUUGAGAAAGAAGUCGGAAGCAGAUUCACUGAGCUUCCAAGCAUUGUUGUUGAACGUGGAAGCGCAAGCAUGUUUGAAGGAAUGAGUCCUCGGUCUGGUGGAUCCUAUGGAGGAGGAGGUCGUGGUGGUUCAAGCUUUGGUGGUCGUUCAGGUGGUUAUGGAGGUGGUGGUGGAAGUUAUGGUGGUGGGGUGGAAGUUAUGGUGGUGGUGGUGGUUAUGGUAGCAGCAGUGGCCGUUCAGGAGGAUCAGGCGGCCGUUACUCAGGCAGGGUUCAGACCGUUCUUCAGGUUAUGGUGGGGAUUUGGUUCAGAUCGUUCUUCUCAGUCAAGUGGAAGGAGCAGCUUUGGUGGGUUUGGAUUAAAAGAUCCGUAA